Molecule: messenger RNA, 4893 nt
Organism: Propithecus coquereli (Coquerel's sifaka)
Lineage: Eukaryota; Metazoa; Chordata; Mammalia; Primates; Indriidae
Product: KIAA1210 ortholog
Source: RefSeq, a predicted model, not a curated record
AUGGUAACCUUCUUGCUUCCAGGACCUGGAUGCUUUUGUGUCAUUCCAAGGAUUGGUGGUCAUCUGGGGGCAUUGGCCAGGUCGGGGAGCCCUACACACCAUGCUAGUCAGCUUUUCCUACUUUAAGAACAGGAUUCAGGAAGUGAUCCUACCAUGGCUGAAUCACUAAGUGAAGUUUUUGACAGUCUGGAAAUUCUGGAGACCAGGGAUGAAGGAAAGAAGAAAUUCAAAUUUAAAUCCUUCAAGAGCUUUUUUGGAAAGAAGAAGAAAAAAGAGCCUGAAGAUGCCCAGGGAGGCACAAUGCUAAAGCCAAGCUUGUCCAGCAGCAACAUUAGCAUCUCUUCUCUGAAGCCAGUUCCGGAAGAUCAGCAAGAAACUGAGCCUAGGCCCAAGAGCGGCAUGGGGAACAAAGCCCUAUCCCAUGAUAGCAUCUUCAUGUUGGAAUCUGAGCCUGAAAGAUCAACAAGUAUGACCUUUCCCUCUACAGAGCCCCAGAGAGGCAGAACUCUGCAGAGAUCUCACGUUUCCAGAACCCUGCCUAGAACUGGGAGCAGUAAUAUGCGUGGAGUUGUGUCUGAGGCCAUGUUUGGAGUCGUGCCAAGAAGUGAAGUCUGGACUGAUGAUUCCAGGGUCACUGAGAUCCUACCAUUUCUCCCAUGCCAACCCAGUAUCAGCCUAUCUCUUAUCCAAUCUGACACAAUUUAUAAGGACCUGGUAGAAAUCCCUAUUGAUGAUGUCCCUAAGAGCCCACAAAAGAAGGCUUUGCCACACAAGAUCUUAACAGCAAAGAAGACCUCUGAGCCAACAUCCGAACCUGAUGACUCCCAGUCCUUGACUGCAUUUGCCACGCUUGCCUCUCCCAGGAGCACCCAGCUGCCCAUUGGUUUCAGCGCCCCAGCCACCAUCAAGGGCUGUUUGGAUUCUUCGGCUGCUCGACACAAGAUGACUUUAAAUCCUCGGAAACAAAAGAAGAAAAAGAACCUUCAAGUGCCUAUUUCUGGCCUUACAGUGUGGUUCAGUAGUUUCUGGGGUGUUUCAGAGAGAUCCCUGCAGCCUGUCACUCAGAGAUUAGAAACCCCAAAUGGGGAUGAACCACUUCCAAUAGAACCAAAGCAGGAGGAAUCUGAAGAAGAAAACAUUACAACCAAACCAAAAGAAGCCUAUCAAAAGGAGCUGAAAAAAGACAGUGCAGGUCUCUCAAGCCAGGAACAGAGCAACAAAACUGAGAUUUAUGAUAAGAAGACAAUAGAUCAGGCUCUAAACACGGAUGCUGCUGCAAGUCUGGGCUAUCCAAUGUCAGCAGCAUAUGGAAGAAGAUGGAGAAGAAAAGGAUCUAGUACUUCCAGGAUGAGUGAGUGUGAAUCCAAAGGAAGAAGCUUUAAACAAUCCAGUCCAGGGCACGGCCUGGGCGACAGAGCUGGGUACUCACCUACUGAUAAGACUGACAGAAAUUUCUGGCACCUGCCCUUGGAGGAGCAAAUCAUGGAGCAGCCUACAACUGAACAAGCAGAAACCACCACUUCUCAGGAGUUUCUUUCAGAUAAAGGUGACACAGGCAAGAGAAAUGCCGGCAUAGAUUUCAAAGACAGAAAAGCAUCAGCACAACCCAUACCUGAAGACGCGGAAGAGUCCAUGGCUAGUGGUCCACUACCAUGCCACGAAGAGCAGGCUUCUGGAGCUGCGAAGACAGAAGCCAGAGCUUCUCUUUUACCAAUGGUGAAAAGCCUUUCUACAACCCAAAAAGAGGCCAUUCUCUCAGUGGCAGCAGAGGCUCAGAUGUCCACAGAUCCUUCUCAUAUCCAGUCGGAAGAGAAAGAAGCUUUCAGUCUUUGUUCACAAAAUGCCCAAUCUAAAAUGGAGUCAGCCCACAAUGCCCCAACUACCCACAAAAGAAAGCUUCCUAGAAAUGCUCUCCAGGCCUUUGCAGCAAGUAUUUGGGGUAUGAUGGAUGUUACCAGUAACACGGCUGAGGGAGGCAUUUCUGCCCAGAGGCUACCUCCCAGAAGCCUUGCCCGGUCCUUGAGGAAGCCUAAAGCUAAAGAAGUCCCCUCAGAUUCAGAGAAUAGUAUUCCCAAGGACGAGAGUGGUUCUGAGGAUCUGGCUCACAGUCACUCUUCCCAGUCCUUGGAGAAGCUUGAAGAUGAACAAGAAGUCUUAUCAGAAUCAAAAAGUUUUGUUGUGGACUUGAACAGCUCUGAGGAGCAACUGGUCCCCAGAUGCGCUUCCCAGUCCUUACAGGAGCCUGAAGAUGAAGAAGUCUCCACAGUAUCCGAUAGUUAUGUUGAAAAGUACAACAGUGCUGAGGAUUUGAGCAGCUCGGAGGAAGAUCUGGCCCUCAAACACCCUGCCCAGGCCUUGGGGAAGCCUGAAGAGCAACAAGAACUCUCUUCAGUUUCAAAGAACCUUUCCAAAGAGGGGAAUGGUUCUGUGCAGCAACUGGCUCCCAGAUGCCCUUCCCAGCCCACUGUGAGGCCUACCAUUCAGCAACAAGACUCCACCAGCUUAGUGAGCACUGUUGCAGAAUGGAGCGGUUCUGUGGGGCCUGUCCCUCCCAGACACCCUUUCCAGCCAUGGGUGAGCCCUAAAGUGCAGCAGAAAGUUUCCUCAUUUCCAGACAGCACGGCUGUUGAGGGGAGUAUUUCUAUGAAGCCUCUGCCUCCUAAACUUCUUUCCCAGCCCAUGAUGAACCCUAAAGUUCAACAAAACAUGUUCUUAGGUUCAGAGGGUGUUGCUGAGAGAGUCAUUUCUGCGGAGCCUCUUCUCCCCAAAUAUUCUCCUCAGCGCUUCACAAAUCCUGAAGUCCAGGAAAUAUCAGAAAGCACUGUCAUCGAGGAAGGCAUUUUUGUGGAGCUGCUGCCUCCUGGAUGCCCUUCCCAGCCUUUGGGGAGGCCUAAAUUGCAGCCACAGAUGAUUACCCUAAACUCAGCAAGCACUUUUGCAGGAUGGAGUGGUCCUGGGGAGCCAGUGCCUCCCAGACACACCUUCCAACCUUGGGUGAUCCCUACAUUUGAGCAACGUCAACAAGUCUCUGCAGGUCCAGAGAAUGUUGCCACUGAGAAGGGCAUUUCUUCAGAGCUGCCAAUUCCCAGACAUCAGUCCUGGUCCACUGUGAAACAGAAAGUCCAGCAAACGUCCUCAAGUGUUAAGAAUGCCGCUGUCGAGGCAGGCAUUUCUGGGAGGCCACUGCCUCCUGAAUAUCCUACCCAGUUCUCGGUGAAGUCUAGAAUUCAGGAAAUGUCCUCACGUCUAGAAAACACUGCUAUUGAAGAAGGCAUUUCUAAGAAAUCGCAGUGUCCCAGGCGUCCUGCCCAGUCAUUCGUGAAGUUUAUGGCGCAGCAAAUCUUUUCAGAGAGCCCUGCUGUUGAGGGAGGCAUUUACGCGGAUCCUCUGCCUCACCACCCUUUUAAAUCUUCCUCGAGGCCUAAAGUCGAGCACCAGGUGUUCUCAGACUGGGAGAGCGCUGACCCUGAGGGAGGCAUUUCUGUGAAGAUGCUGCCUGUGAGGCACCCUUUACAGUCCGCAGGGAGGCCCGAAGACCCACAAGAAGGUUUCUCAUAUUCAGAGAGUGCUCCUGUGAAGUGGAGCAGUUCUGAAAAGCAGCCACCUCUGAGACAGCUUUCCCAGGACUUGGGGAAGCUUGAGUACCAGCAAGAAGUCUGCUCAGUUUCCAACACCUUUUCUGAAGAGGGCAAGAAAUAUGAAGAGCAGAUACCUUCCAGACGCCCUUCCCAAGCCUUGGCUGAAUUCCAGCCACAGAUUUUCCCAAUGGGCUCAGUGAACAUACCUGUACAGUGGAGCAGUCCUGAGGAGCACCUGCGUCCCAGUGACCCUUUCCAGGCUUUUGGAGACCCUGAAUAUCAGCAAUACAUUUAUUCAAGUUCUGCUCCUGCUGAGGGAACCAUUUUUGAGAGCAAGGCUGGCAGCUGGUCCCUACCAAGAGUCCCAGCUGCUCCAAACAAAACCAAGAAGCACAGCCGAGGUUCUGAAGACCUCAUUAAGAGCAUCCUAAUGCCUGCUACCAAACCUGGGAAGUUCACCACUGAUCCUGCCUGGCAAACAUCCAUUUCUGGGGGCACUUACUCUAAGGAAGAAAUUCUUGAGCGUGAUGGUAGAAAUAAUAACCGCCAUUCAGAUUUAUCCAAUGAGGCUGAUGUUGAAAACCUUUUUGGAGUUCGACUGAAAAGAAUCCCUUCCUCACAGAAGUAUAAGAGUGAGCAACGAGAUAACUUUACCUGGCUUCCUUCCUUGCCCUUGGGCCCAAUUUCAUCCUCUGCAGGUAGGGAACAUCGAAUCAGAAGAAGUGCUUCCCAGGGGCUCCUGAACACUGCAGAGAACCUCACCGCAAAAUCUGACUUUGCAGAGAAGCAAAAUAGCAGGUCCAAAUCUGAAGGCAUGGCCAAGAAGAAACCUGCUUACAAGACCUCAGAAAAGCGUCCUGGUCGACUGUCAGAUGAUGCCGUCUCAGAGCCAGCUUGGAUCACCAUGGCAAUGCAGAAGCAGAGGAGUUUCCAGGCCCACGUUCCUAUGAAAGAGCCAGAAACCAAGAGCAGAGCUGGAGCCGAGGCUGAGACUAAGGAGCCUAAAUAUGGGGGAACUGUCCCUGCAAAUGAAAACCAACCAAAAAUGAUUUUAACUUCUGAUGUCCGUAGACAGGGGAAGACAGCACAAAUGAAGCUACCUAAGUCUACCAAAUCAGUUGGAUUUGAAGAUCAGAAGAUACCACAAGUACCUACCAUGGGGAAAGAAACCAAACAAUCUUCAACUCUCCCAGCUGCAUUCCAACAGCUGCUGGUUAAGCCGGUUAAGCCGGUUGAGCCGAUUGAACCUGUCUGGUUCUCCAUGGCCAAGAAGAAAGCCAAAGCAUGGAGCCACAAGGCAGAGAACAUGCAAUAA